AUGACCAAGCGGGUCGUCGUUGCAUCUGGCUACUUCAACCCGCUCCACUAUGGGCAUGUGUCGUAUUUGGAGAAGGCACGGGAUUUGGGAACCAGUUUGAUUGUCAUCGUGAACAAUGAUUUCCAAGCUGCGAAGCAUCGACCAGGCGGUAUGAAAUUGCCGGCCAGGGAACGGGUGAAACUGGUCCGAUCCCUGCAAUGCGUCGACGCUGCAGUGGAGGCCAUUGAUGACGAUGAGUCGGUGGCAGAGACCUUGAGAUUGCUACAUCCAGAUAUUUUUGCCAAUGGGGGUGGGACGAAGCCCACUGAGUUGGAAAUCAAGGUGUGUGCGCAGUUGGGUAUUCAGAUGGUGGAUGGACUUGGAAUUCAAUUGCUCUCGCUGACGCCGUACACGCAGCACUAUGAUUGGGGCAAGCCUCGCAAUGCGAGUAUUAUUGCAGCUCUCACCGGGCAGCAGUCACCCGAGCACGACCCACAGGACGAUAGCAAGCCCUUUGCUGAACUGUGGAUGGGUGACCAUCCGUCUGGGCCUGCUCGGGUAGAAAGCCCCAGCAAUGAAAAAGCAAUGAAGAAGAUUUGCAGGGCCGCGUCCUUGCAAGAAGUCAUGCAUCGAUCACCCUCGAUGCUGGGUCAACUCUCGGAGUCUAAGCAGCUCCCGUUCCUACUCAAGGUCUUGUCAAUCCACAAGGCCCUGUCCAUUCAAGCACAUCCUGAUAAGCAAAGAGCAGCCAAGCUCCACGCUGAGAAGCCAGAUAUCUAUAAAGAUGCCAACCACAAGCCUGAAAUUGCCAUUGCCUUGAGCGAUGACUUCCAAGCCUUGUGUGGCUUCAGGGCGGUGACUGAAAUCCUUGAGAUGCUGCAGCAUGUGCCGGAGCUUGCUACUCUCAUGGGAGGAGCCGUUCAGCAGUUAGAAGCCGCAGCAGGAGACGAAGAAAAGGAGUCCGAGGCCCGACUGCUCAGAAAAGACGGAUGA
Molecule: messenger RNA, 972 nt
Organism: Durusdinium trenchii
Lineage: Eukaryota; Dinophyceae; Suessiales; Symbiodiniaceae
Source: the annotation of a GenBank genome assembly